Molecule: messenger RNA, 829 nt
Organism: Panicum virgatum (switchgrass)
Lineage: Eukaryota; Viridiplantae; Streptophyta; Magnoliopsida; Poales; Poaceae
Exons: 2
Coding region: 1-588 (195 amino acids)
Source: RefSeq, a predicted model, not a curated record
AUGCCGUCCACGUACCCCCGAGUGAAAUCCGACGGCGAAGCCUCCGUACGGCGCUGCGGCUCCGUUUCCAGCUUCCUUCGGCUCGGCUCGCCUCCUUUUCAUCCUUUCGGAGUGGCUCAGCUUCCUCGAGCCGCCCUUCCUGUCGCCCGCCACUGCCGCUCCUCCUGCCACUGCCAGACCGCGCCGCGGAUCCCCGACGCCGGAGCAUCCGCGGAUCCCCAUUGCCGGAGCCGCCGCAUCCCCUGCUCCCGGCGGUGCCUCGCCCCCGCGCGCCCGAGCUGCCCUCCCCAUCGCUGGAGCAUCUGCGGAUCCCCAUCGCCGGACUGGGCCUCCUCGCAGUACUCCGGGAGGUCCGUGAUCCUGCUGCGAAGCAAGCCGACGCACCUCACACUGCAGUUAUGCCACCUCACGUUGUUCAUCCGCGGCGGCCGGCACGGGCAUCUGACCCCUCUUGUCACAGACCUGCUGCGCAGCAGCGAGGGCCUCGACGUUGUGGUCAUCAGGGCGGACUCCCCAGGAUCAAAGAUUUUUGGCAAAGACAGCAUGUUCUCGUCGCCUGUGUCUUGGUGCUUGCUGCUCACAAUCUGAUGUUAAAUUGUUCAAGGAUAGGACUACAAAUUGUUUCUUAGUUAUUUAUAUUUAGUGGCCUCAAACCUGAUGUCGAGGAAGGCUCUAAGCCUGAUGUUGUGGCCUAAUGUUUUUGUCCAAUUGCAUAGUACCAAAGAUGUAUAUAGUGCAGGGCUCAAAUUGUACAAUAUAUGGAUGUAUUACAAAAGUGUUACUACUCUGAAAUAAAUAUGGAUGUUCUUGAACAUGUGAUUUUCUCUCA